CACCAGACAUGCACCAGUCUGUACUGUACUCCUUUUUAUUUACCCUGCUUAAUUAGCUUCUUCACUUGCACACAAUCAUAAUUAUUGUUAUUAUGAUCACUGGAUCUGCUCCAAUGAACUCAUCAUCAGCUGAUCAUGAAGAUCAACCUCACUCGCAGUCCACAGCUGCUGGCAUGGAUCAUGAAAUCUCGUCAUCACCAUCACAGCAGCAGCAACAGCUCCCCAAAAUUAGCACCACCACGAAGACGAUGGUGAAGAAGAAGAAGCAGCAGCAGCUGACUCUGCUCCCUCUGAUUUUCAUCAUCUACUUCCAAGUCGCUGGCGGGCCAUACGGCGAGGAACCCGCCGUCCAAGCCGCCGGACCUCUCUACGCCAUCCUCGGUUUCCUCAUCUUCCCGUUCGUGUGGAGCGUGCCGGAGGCCCUCAUCACCGCCGAGCUCUCCACUGCUUACCCGGGCAACGGCGGAUUCGUCAUCUGGGCCCACCGCGCUUUCGGGCCCUUCUGCGGCUCCCUGAUGGGCUGCUUGAAGUUCCUGUCCACCGUAAUCAACGUCGCCGCCUUACUCGUCCUCUGCGUCGAUUACCUCAACAAGGUGAUCCCAGCUCUACAAUCAGACUGGCCGCGGACCAUUUCGAUAUGGGGCUUGACCUUGUUCCUCUCAUUCCUCAACUACACCGGAUUGGUCAUAGUAGGUUACCUCUCCGUGCUUCUCGGAAUCUUGUCCUUCUCGCCCUUCAUAAUCAUGUCCAUCCUCGCAAUUCCCAAGAUUCAACCUCGUAGAUGGAUCAGUCUGGGCGACCAAGGAAUGAACAAGGACUGGAAUAUGUUCUUCAACACCCUUUUUUGGAACCUCAGCUACUGGGACAGUGUUAGCACACUAGCCGAGGAAGUGGAGAAGCCAGCAGAAACAUUCCCACUGGCGCUACUAAUCACCGUGAUAGUGACCUGCCUCUCCUAUCUAAUCCCUCUCUUGGCGGUGAUCGGAGCCGUCUCAGUUGAACAAUCCGCCUGGGGAUUCGGGUUCCACGCCACGGCUGCAGAGCUCAUAGGCGGGAAAUGGUUGAAGUACUGCCUCGAGAUCGGCUCCGCGCUGUCCACGGUCGGAAUGUUCGAGGCCCAGCUCAGCAGCUCUGUCUACCAGCUGCUCGGCAUGGCCGAUCUCGGGAUCCUGCCCAAGUUUUUUGCCCUCAGGUCCAACCGGUUCAAUACUCCCUGGGUCGGGAUACUGCUGUCGACAGCGAUCAUCCUGGGUUGCUCCUACAUGGACUUUGCCAAUAUUAUCUCGUCCGCGAACCUCCUCUACACCCUUGGGAUGCUGCUCGAGUUCGCGACGUUCCUCUGGCUCAGGAGGAAGCUCCCCGAGCAGAAGAGGCCCUACAAGGUUCCCAUGCGCCUGCCCGGGCUGAUUGUGAUGUGCUUGAUUCCUUCUGGGUUCUUGGUGAUCAUCUUGGUGGUUGCUACAAAGACUGUUCUUUUGGUGACUGGGCUCAUGACUCUUGGUGCAAUUGGGGGGCACUUUCUGAUGAAGAUUUGUAAGGUGAAGAAGUUGUGCCUAUUCAGCAGCGAGAGUAGUGUUGUUAAUGAAGAUGAAUGAAUGACAGAUAAAACUAGCACCUUUACCAUAUAUAUAUAUUCUGAAUUGGCUGCCUACAAUUUUGUGGUAAUUCCUCUGUAUCGAUGUGUUGUGCAUUAUGAAAAAUUUGACAUUUCAAAUAGAAUUCAAUUUGAGAUUGAACAAAAACAGUUAAAGCCAAUCUGAUCAUAAUAUGAGAUUAUUUGA
Linum tenue is the source of this 1781-nucleotide messenger RNA. Lineage: Eukaryota; Viridiplantae; Streptophyta; Magnoliopsida; Malpighiales; Linaceae. The record is from the annotation of a GenBank genome assembly.